AUGUCGAAAGUCGCGUCCCGCAAUGGCGGCCAGGUGCGCCAGGGCGAAGCUGGCGGUGCGUCUCCUCUGUCCAAGUCUCUCUACAGCUUGACCUUGAAGCCCGAGCCUCGUCCCCCUACUGAUGCUGCCUCAGACGUCUGCCCAGUAUGCAAAUCGUCGCGCUACCUCAAUCCGAACAUGAAGUUCCUCGUCAACCCCGAGUGCUACCACAAGAUGUGUGAGUCGUGCGUGGACCGCAUCUUCAGCCACGGCCCUGCGCCUUGCCCGAUCGCCGGCUGCGCCAGGACGCUCAGGAAGGGCAAGUUCCGGGAGGCGACGUUUGAGGACCUGAAGGUGGAGAGGGAGGUGGACAUUCGGCGGCGGGUGGCCUCCAUCAUGAACAAGGAGGAGAGCGACUUCGAGACGCUCAAGGACUACAACGACUACCUCGAGCAGGUCGAGGAGAUCACCUGGAACCUCAUCCUCAAGAUCGACGUCGACGAGACGAACCACCGACUGCAGAGAUGGGCUGAUGCACAAGCCGCCGAGACAGGCGCCACGCGACGCACCUACGAGCCGGACCCGUCGCUGCCGAGUGCUUCGGGCGUGGUGCUGAAGAAGGGCGGCACGCAGAGGAGGGCGCUCGACGCUCCCGCAGGGAACAACACCGACAGCAACAACACCAACAACAUCAAGGACAAGGGCUUUAGCUUCCACGGGCUGAAGAAGAAGGUUGUGCCGCCGCCAGAAGCGCCGUUCGAUGCCUUUGACGGCUGGAGCAUAGCACCGCAGUACUACACGCUGCAGAGCGACUACAGCGCCGACUGGCUCACGCAACACAAGAACGACGUCAAGCAGCUGGUGGGAGGCUACCAGUGGGGCGACUUCUACAAUCGCGCGCUGCAAGAUGCGUUUGGUGGUCUGGCUGUUUUUGUAGACGACGAGAUCAGAGCGCGAGAGAUUCCGACCAUGGACGCAGCCAUUGGCACGCAACAGGCGGCCACGGCUGCAGCGGGAGGGGCGGACGUGAACAUGGACGACGUUUUCUGA
This is a messenger RNA of Ascochyta rabiei, 1029 nucleotides long. Its product is annotated as TFIIH/NER complex subunit. Gene Ontology annotation, biological process: positive regulation of cyclin-dependent protein serine/threonine kinase activity; regulation of transcription by RNA polymerase II; nucleotide-excision repair. The record is from RefSeq and is a predicted model, not a curated record. Gene Ontology annotation, cellular component: transcription factor TFIIH holo complex. Gene Ontology annotation, molecular function: cyclin-dependent protein serine/threonine kinase activator activity. NCBI's taxonomy places the organism in Eukaryota, Fungi, Ascomycota, Dothideomycetes, Pleosporales, Didymellaceae. Bases 1 to 1029 code for a protein of 342 amino acids. The transcript is spliced from 2 exons.